Aspergillus puulaauensis is the source of this 2874-nucleotide messenger RNA. Its product is annotated as putative GPI-anchored cell surface glycoprotein. The transcript is spliced from 3 exons. Bases 1 to 2874 code for a protein of 957 amino acids. NCBI's taxonomy places the organism in Eukaryota, Fungi, Ascomycota, Eurotiomycetes, Eurotiales, Aspergillaceae. The record is from RefSeq and is a predicted model, not a curated record.
AUGGUUGGUAGGGCUUCUGUUACUCGUGAGCUCGGUUCCCCCGCCGCGCUGGCGGACUUGAGUUCUGCACACUCGCGUCGAAGCUCUUCUAGGGCUUCUCAAAGAACAGCCCCAGCUCGCGAGCUCAACACGUCAAACCUAACACAAUCAUCGUACUCUCUUCCCCCAACUCCUCUCACUUCGUCUUUUGAAGAGUUUCUGCCUUCUGCAAAGAGACGUAGAACUCAACGUGCUGUUAACUCUGCGGACCAAACUCCUCUUUCGGGUGUUGCAGAGACUCCAGUCCACAGAGCAUUCUCUGAACCAUUUCAAACCCCCAAGUCGUACAAUUCUUCCGCGAAACCUCCUCGUCCUAGUAACCUUGCGCAGUCCAAUACUCAGGCCUCUCAAGUGCAAGACGCGUCUCUCACAGAGCCUGAGCCAGGGACUCCGACGAGCUCCAAAUCUAAUCCGCCUCCUCCUGCCGAGGAGCGUCCAAUUGAGCAGUCUCAGAUCGAUCCACAAGCUGAUCUACUGACAAUCACUCCGAAGAACCUUCCGACCAGGGAAAAAUCUAUUACCAUCAAACCUGAACCAGACAAAGAGAACUCCACAGACUCACCUUCCACGAUGGGUGCCGCAGUUUCUCAUCAUCGCAAGGCUAGAAAGUCCUUGCCAGCUCGAAGUGCGAGCCAGGAAGAUGGAGCUGCCCCAUCUAAGCCUUCUUCGCGCGCCUCUACUCCGCAGACUUCUCGUCGAGACCGGAAGUCAAAGCUCGGUGCCCAUACCGGUGCAAAGAUUACCAAGGCACCGCCAGCUUCGAAGGCACAGACGACGCCAAGUACUAAGGCGAAAACGCUGGAAAAUGGCUCUGUGAACUCCACUACGCCGACGAAGCAGCAACAGACCACAACCCUUGUUGCCUCAUCCACCAGACCACGUCGCGGCGACCGCAGGUCUACCAGAACCGCGAACGAGCAAACACCGAGCAGCUCAAACCAAGGAACUGCGAAUUCAGCGUCCUCAGUGGCUCAAAACAAAAGCAAUGAGCACGCCCAGUCACAAUCGCCUAGCAAACGAAGCAACAUGGUAACACUCAACGUGGGCCGUAAAUCGUUGGAGUCUUUCCUGGCCCAGCAGAAAGCUCAUGAUGAUGAGCUCGCCAACCACACCAGCACUCCCGGCCAUACUGAAAAUGGGGAUUACCAUUUCGAUUACGAUUCGGAGAUGUAUAAGAACAACUACGGCCUUGAUGGUCAUAUGGAUGGCCCAACUUCUCCAACUAGUCUUUCCACGACGACCUCCGCCGCUGCACGCACCUCCGGACGCACACGUAAACCAACUAUUCGAGCGAUGGAAUCGCUCGAAUCGGAGAAGCGAAACCGCCGUACACGUGCAGCAUCGAACAAGCCAAACUCUGAAGCAACCACGGGCACUACCACACGUUCCAAACAGAAGUCAGCACGGCAUUCACCAACUCCCGCGCCAAAAGCAGCAAGAAAACCUGAUGUUAUGAUCAUCGCUAAGCAGAUUUAUGAGCUAGCUGCUGCUGCCGUCGCACCAGGAUUUGUCCCCGCAUCAGAGGUUGAGAUAUGGAUCAAGGAGCUGCAACGAAAGGUCGACGAGAAAGCAAAAGAGAAAGAGGCAGUAGCGUCGCCGGAACCCGCGGAAGAACCGCAAACGGAGAGGGAAAACACGCCACCCUCCAGCAAGCCAUUCGCGGAUAACGUACAAGCUUCAGCGCCGCGGACUGAUGAAGACGGUUGGAAAUACACAGGCCAAGUCAACAAACACGAAGAAGAGUAUGUCAUUGUUCCAGAGGAUUACGAAUGGUAUCGUCCCAACAACACCUACGGAGAUGAUGAGCUUCCUCUUCCCCCUGUCCGCGUGAGGUCGUUGGUCCAGGCUGAAAAGGACCGCGCGCUUGGCUAUCCUCCACGUAUCGGAGACCGCAAUACACCAGUCGAUAAUCAAGGAUGCUUCCUGUUUGAAAACAUCCCCGAAGAGCGCCGUAUGCUUGAGAUUAGAGAAGCCGCGCGCGCAAGGGGAAUUUAUGUCUCCAGCUUCAUGUCCUUUGAAGAAGUCAACAAGAUGAUCAAGCUCUAUGACAGUGGGCAGCCACCCGUACUAUCUCCACCACCCGCACCCCUCGUACCUCCUACUCCCGAAAACAUCCCAACGAAAGCGAAAGAACCUUCUCGCAAACGCCGCCGCGCCGAGGCUACUUCCGCUAAUAAAACGACCGAGUCCGUUGAUACCCCCAAACCGAAGAGACGCCGCCAAGGAGCCAAUAACACGGAAACCCCUCCCGCAGCGACUCCCACUCGGCCUACCCAAGAAGAUAAGGAAAAGGAAAAAGACAAGGACAAGGACAAGGACAGUCCACCAGAUGAGAAAAAGUCAUUCAAAAUUACCUUGACGUUUGAAAACAAGCGAUUUCUCCUGGAGCAGGCUUCGAGUGACACCGAUGGCACUGACACUGGCCAGUCCGAUGUCGAAGACAACGGCCCAGAGAACGCUCGCAGUCAGGAAUUGCAGUUGUCGGCAAUUGAGGCUCCUACUACCGAAGCCGCUGUAGAAUCAGCUCCAGCACCUUCCACUCCCGCAAAGCCAACAGAUCAGGCUGAGAAUCCCAAUACUGAGGUUACUCCCGGCUCUGCCGAGCAUCCUUCUACUGAAAUUACACCUGGAGGCCGGCCCCGUCGCCGUGCCGCCGAUGCCCUAAUGGCCAACUUCCAGAAGCAUGCCGAAGACAGGGCUAAGCGCGCGGAAAGAGCUCGCCUUGGCCAUGCUCGCAGAAAGGGGACCCCCCUGAAAACAGUUACCGGAAUCCACGGAGACACGGUUGAAUCCCCGAUUCGUCCUCCUGCCGUCGAUCCCAUGAAUCUUGAUUAG